UAUCGGUGGCAUUUUUUUUAGCUUUUUCGAGUGGCCGAAAGUAAAAAUCUGAAAACCUGAGGUGUACACACAUUACUGCCCAGAAACAGAGGAAACAGGGCGAAAAGAAAACUACGAAAGUGGUUGCUCUGCCAUGUAGGUGUAUGUGUGAGUGUGUGAGAGGAAUGCUGCCUGUCUAUGUAUCACGUUUCGCAUACUGUGUUUGUGUCUGUGUAGUGUUGUAUAGUGCAUAAAUUAUGGAAUUUCGGAUUUCUUUCGAGUUUCGUUUUAGUUUCAGAUUUUUCCCUUAAUCGAUCUGUUCUCUCUCUCGCUUGAAAAGGUUGCAUCCCCAAGAGAUGCACAAAGAGCGAGAGAGAGAGAAAAACAGACGCCGCCACUAACGCACACGCACACCAAUGCAAAUGCAGUUAGCUGGUAAAACUUGUUUUCUCCCUCUCUCUCUCUCUCUCUCUCUCUGCAAAAAAGAGCAAAAGCCGCUAUUCGGCCGCUACUCGUUCUCUCGCCACUCGCCGCUGCUACAACUACAAACAGACAGACUAUAUACCUUAUAUAUGGCCGAUUCAAAGCUAGGCGAGCAAAAUUUCCAUUGUGUGUGGCGGCCAGCGUUCGCAGUCGGUUCGAAAAUUUCUGACUCGUCAUUUGUGCGCAAAAAAACACAAAAUACUUCGCCAGAAAUGCAAGCCUGACUAUAACAAACAACAACAACAACAGCAACAUGCAUAAUUCUACAGUGUGUGUGUUUCAUUGCCAAAGCAACGUUUACGUUUAAAUUCUCUCCUGAGAGAGAGCAAAUAAAUACAAAAUACACAUAAAUAAAUAAAUAAAUCAAAUCAAAACCAAACAACCAAACAUCAAAUAGCAAAUUACAAACAUAAUUCAACAACAAAAUAUCGAAAGCAAAAAAACGAGACGAAAGAGAGUUUCAAUAUUUGUGUAUCCGUGUGUCUCUCACUCUCUCUCGCGUGUGUGUCCGUGCCUAUAUCUGUGUAUGUGGUGUGUGUGUCUGCGUGCAGCAGAAUCAAUAAUAAAAAAUAAUAUCCCAAAAAAGAAGAAAAAUCAAGCAAGCAAAUGUGCAAAAUACUAGAGAAUUUAGAAAUUAUCAACAAAUAACAACACUGGAUAAAUAACAAUAAUAGCAAUACACUAUAAGCAACAACGUUGAGAAAAUGAGGUGCUGCUGUGCGAAGAAAACAAGCCAAGAACUAUGACGCAUCAAAAUCAUCAGACAAACGGCGCAAGUUUGGAGGAUUGCCACACAAACUUUUACGCCUUGACUGAUUUAUGUGGAAUAAAAUGGAAGAAGUUCGUUAACGGGGAGCGGCCGAACGCAUCAAGCGAUCCUUUGGCAGACCCAAUACUUCGCUCCUAUUCGCGAUGCAUCCAGGCGGACAUGCUGUGCGUCUGGAGGAGGGUCCAAUCCACGAAAACGGACAACGCCGAACCCAAUGCCUUAACCUUCGAGAUCACCACCUCGACCAAGGUUCACCCGCCCCUUUCGCUGGCCGCCGCUAAGGAGCUUUGGAUCUUCUGGUAUGGCGAGGAGCCCGAUCUCAAUGAACUGGUCGACGCCGAGCUGAUCAGAGUAGCGGCCAACCAAGCGCUUUGGAAUGGCACCUGGAAAGGAGCCCUCACCUACGAGUGCCGAUCGCUGCUGUUCAAAGCGCUGCACAAUCUCAUGGAGAGGUUCGUGCUCACCAAGGACAUUGUUCGAUUCGGCAAAUGGUUCGUGCAGCCCUGCACCUCCAGCGAUCGUCUCUUUGGACGAAGCUCCCAGCACUUAUCCUUCUCAUUCACGUUCUUCGUUCACGGCGACACCGUCUGCGCCUCCAUAGAUCUGCGCGAGCAUCCCGCCGUUCGUCCGCUGACCAAGGAGCAUUUGGCCGAGGCGGCGGCCGCUUUUGCAGCGGCCAGUUCCCCGCCAGGAUCGGCAGGAUCUGCGGCGUCAGCAGGCGGAGCAGUGCCUAAUCCUGGUCAAGAUCCGAAUGGAGCCGGUAUGGAGCCACUGGAUGGUGGCGAAGGAGCAGCUAAAGCGGCGCCACCGGCGCAUGCACGCAAGGUGAUGUUGGCCCCGUUUGGAAUCGCGGCCAUACUCACCGGCAAUAGCUACAAGGCCAGCGAUCCCAUAGCCGAGAAGAUCCUCGAGGACUGGGCCUCGUUUUUUCCGCUGUGCAAUAAGGAUAACACGGACGUGCCACCCGUGGUGGAAGUGGUUUCGGGUGGUCAUAAGAUGUAUCAUCCCACGAACUACGUACUAGUCACAGAUCUGGACGACAUGGAGCACAUGGAGUUCGUCGAGAUGCAGAAGAUGCAAAGUUCGGUGAGCGGAGCGGCGGCUGAGGCUUCUGGUUUGGCCUCGCUCUCCUAUCCACCGGGUGCUGCGGCUGCUCCUCCUUCUCUAGGAGCGGGUCCUUCUGCUACAGCGAUUCCCAUGGGCCCUGCUUCCCUUAAUGCUCCAGGAGGAGGAGCAGUUUCCUCUGCCUCCUCCGCCUCCGCCAAAGAGGUAUCCUGCAAGGCAGCUCCUCAAGCGGUCAGCGCCCUGGAGCGUCUCGCCUUCCAGCCCUACUAUGAUCAACGGCCCACCUCGGGCUUCACCUUUAAUACCAACAAUACUCACAUACCCGCCUCGGCUGCUGUGGAAAUGCCAGAACGAACUUGGCAGGAUUGCGUGAUGAACACGCUCCACGUGGAUGCUGCAGCGGCGGCAGCAGCAAUGGCAUCUUCUACACCUUCCUCCGGAACUGGGGCAUCGACAGAUGGCGACGAGAAUGAGCAGAAUAAACCGCCGCAGCAGGAUUCCAAGCAACAGGUGCAGCAGCAGAUUCAACAGCAGCAGCAACAGCAGCGUCAGAAGCUCUGGAACUUUGUGGAUCCCAUGCAAAAGGCGCCCUGCAUAUGCACAAACGCCCAAUGCAGCAGCAUCAGUAGCAACAGCAACAUUAGCAACAGCCACAUUAGCAACAUCAGCAACAACAAGCGACCACAGCAACCGCUGGGAUCGCCGGCAUUGCGAGCAGCAGUUACCGGUGCCAGCGGCAAUAAGUCGUCAUCAUCUUCAUCGUCGUCGUCCUACCAACAACAUUACCACCAGCAACAUCUGCAGCAGCAACAGCGACCGGGAACGCCUGUGCCACCGGCAUCAGCAUCAGCAGCAGCAGCAGCAGCUACAUCGCAUCAUUCCAGUUCCCUGAGCAACACUUCCGCCUCCAAUUCUUCCGCGACCGCCCUCCGGCGUCACAAUGUGCCGUUCCACAAGCGGUUGCUCCAUUCGCUGGCAUCCACCGCCUCCUCCUCGGCCACGUUUAGAGCCAAAAACCACAGCAACACCACAACAGACACCAAUAUACCAAAACAAAGACAUCUGGCGAAUACACCUCAUGGAACGCCACAUGGCGGAGCCUCAACGUACUCCCGGAAUUCCUUGGGCGGCGACUCCUCAAUGCCGGUUGCCUCCGUAGAAUCACCGGCCACACCCGCUCCCUCUCCGCAUCCCAAUUCGGCGCACUCUCAACCGACAUCCGUGCCGCCCGCUGAGCAACUACUCAACAUGAGUCCACAUGCGCCCACUUCCGUUUCCAACCUGCAGCAGCCGCCGACGCCCAUUGACCACCUGCUGGAUAAAAAUACACCGGCGCCUACGCCAACGGACCAGCACGACAACAAGAGCAUUACGGCCUCGCCUUAUGUCCAUCAGACGCCCAGCGUGGAGCCGCCCUCCUAUACGGAUCAUGCAUCCGGCGGAGGAGCAGUUGGUGGGCAAUCCAUGGGCACUGGUCCGGGUAGUGUGCCCGCCCAUCAACCGGCCACGCCCACAGCGGCAACGUCAGCUGGUUCCUGUGGAGGCUCAAACCCAGUUGGAGGAUCUGCAGUGGGUACCAUCAGCGUUAAAAAGCUGGAGAUGCAACAGCAGACUCCGUCGGCAGCAAUGGCCAUCAAACAGGAAGCGGGUGCUCAGGGCCGGGGGACAGGAGCGGUCACCUCCACCGCGGAGGCCAUGAACGACUUAAGGCGACUGUACAACCCGCCGAAGUUGACGUUAAAGGAUCCGGACAGCUUUUACGAUGACGAGUGGCUCAAGGAGGUCAUUUAUGACUUUCAGUACCAGGAAAACUGGGACCAUCCGUCGGAGAAGCGUCCGAAACUGGAUAAACAACGCCGGCCCAGGUAUGCCAAGAACCUCUACGAGGGACAUACGCACGUAAAGCCUCUGAUGCCCUCGCCGGGAUCAGUUUAUGGCUCACAGCUUCUCUCCUUGGAUGUGUCGGCGACGUCAGCGGGAGGAGGCGUUGGAGGAUCAGCGACGGGCGGUUCCAGCGGUGGUUUAGUGGGCAUUGCCAACAGUACCGCCAAUGGCAGUGAUGCAGAAACCGAGAGUGGUAGCAGCUUCUUCCAGGGAUUGGACAUUAAGACAGAGCCCGGUUUGCAUUCCCCCACGUGCAAGGAGACUUCGAAAUCUUCGGGUGGAGGGAACAGCAGCGGUGGAGGAAGCGGUAGCGGUGGUAAUCUCUUUACUGCCGAGGGACUGAAUCCCUCGCUCAACGAUCUGGAGCAGUUGUUCGAGACGAGCUCCAACGAUGAGUGCAGCAGUGUGCAGAUACACACGCCACCGGACUCAAAUAAUCCCUCGAACGGCGGAUGCAGUGCUGUGACCAAUACGAUCGAAGACCUCAAACGGAGCACGGCGGUGGCCAGUGCGGUGGUGGCAGCGGCAGCGGCGGCAGCAGCAGCGGCGGCCUCCGGAGCGGGCAAUAUCCAGGCGGAGGAUCUCACCAAGAUGUUUCCCACACCGCCUUCGCACGAGCAACAACACCCGAACUCGAGUCCGUGCCAAACGGACGUGGUCAUGACGGAUCUCAGUGUGGACACCACCACAAACAGUAUAACCAGCAGUAGCAUCACGACUACCUGCAAUACCACAAUUACGAGUAGUAUCAACACCACCACUGGCUGUACCAAUACCAACAAUACCAGUAUUAUCCUGGCAGCCGUACAAGCUCCCGUCACCGUGGUGGCCAUCCAGACUGUCUCCAAGCUGGUUAAGCAGGAGUAUAACUUGGAAUUGGGUAGCCCGGUGGAGGAGCCUAUCGAUGACUGGAACUUUGUCUACCGACCUCCGCAGCAGGAGAAGUUUGUGGGCUCAACGCGCUAUGCUCCAUUGACCAACCUGCCUAGCCUAACGCAGCCGCCUUUGAGUCUGCCUCCCGGAUGUAUAUAUCAACCCACUUGGAGUAGUCAUAAAUCCAGGGCAGUCACACUGGCCAAAGCAGCGGCGGCUCAACAGCAGCAGCAUCAGAAGCAUCAGGCCCUGCAGCAGCGCAUCCAAUUGCAUCAGCAAAAGUUACAGCAGCUCCAGCACCAGCAUCAUCAGCAACAGCAACAGCAGGCGGCAGCUGCAGCAGCAGCGGCGGCAGCGGGAGGAGUUGGCCACCAGAAACACCAGCAUCAGCAUCUUCAUGAUCUGCUCUCGGCGGCGCCAAGGACACCACUUACACCCUCGACUGUGCCCCAACCGUUGAGCAGUGGCGGAAGUCAGUUGCUGCUGAAUCAGUUGAAUUGCCCACAGGCGCCGCCCGGAAGCUCCAUGCAGCAACUGAUGCAGCGAGCGGGGAUGUCGCCCAUUUCACCGGGUCCCGGUAUGAGCCAUUAUGGCGCCAGGAGCAGUCCCAUGUCGAGGGCGACCCCCACGCAUCCGCCACCGCCAUAUCCAUAUGACUUGGCCGUGGCCAGUCCAGCCACCUCCACAUCCUCGUACUUGAACCGGCCACUCCACUCGCAGGAGCAUCCGCACAUGCAUGGUAUGGGCGGCGGAGGAGCAGGAGGCGUGGGUCCCGGAGCAGGAGCCGGCGGACACAUGGGCAUGAUGCCCUACACUGGCGAUGCGGGCAUUGCCAGUGGGGGUCCAGCGGUGGCAGCCGGUCCCUCAAGCUUGCUCCAGGAAUUACCAGAAGUGAACUCUGUACUAGUGAACAUCCUGCUGUACGAUACCGCCUUGAACGUGUUUCGCGAUCACAACUUUGACAGCAGCAGUGUGUGCGUGUGCAAUGCGGAUACUCAGAAGAUUGGCAAUAUACGGGGAGCGGAUUCCGGAGUUUAUGUACCCCUGCCCGGCGUUAGCUUCAAUCCAUUUCCGACAGGAGGUGGAGCACAAGGAGCUGCGCCUGCACAGCGGAUUCAGAAUGGACCCAGCUCCGCUGGUUUUGGCGGCAUGCGGAUGAUCAGUGCCUUUGGGGGUUCGCCGGCCUCCGCCUCGAUGCCCGGAGCUGGCUCCGGGCAUGGCCAUGGCCCGAACGGCGGCUCCAACUCGUCGUCCUGCACGCCGCCCAGCAGUAACGUCCACAUCACUGGAUAUGUGGAUGAUGAUCCCGUAGAGUGUACAUGUGGUUUCAGUGCAGUGGUUAAUCGAAGACUCUCCCAUCGCGCUGGGCUCUUUUACGAGGAUGAGGUGGAGAUUACAGGCAUAGCGGAUGAUCCGGGCAGGAAUAAGCAGCCUUCGUUGCUCAGUAUCAUCCAGAGUCUGGGGAGGAAGAACCAAAUCAAACCGGGUCCGGGUGAAACGAGUUCCGCUUUGGAGAAGGCCGGAGCAGGAGGUGUUUCAAGUGGACAACUGGAGCAACUGGCUCAUGCUAUCUUCGACCUGCUGCUGGAUCAGUGCUCCAUUAUCCAGACAUCCAGCAGUUCCGUGCACCGAGCUCUUCAAUCCCAUCGGAGGCGAAUGUCCCGUCAGCGAAGGAUCUUCGGCACCAAUGGAGCACCCACCGCCUCGUUGGCUUCGAUUGCCAAUGUUCUAGAGUUUAUGGAUGCGCACGACGUGAUCAGCUUGGCAUUGGAACAGGCGAGAUUGGCAUUCGAGAACCAACGGAUGGACAACAUGAUGGACUUUCACGGGAACGGGAGUAGUAGCUCCCAUCAGCAGCAGCAACUCACUGCCUUUCAUGUACCACCGCCUGCCCUGCGUCACAAGCUGGCGGGGAUUGGUGCUGGUCGGUUGACAGUCCACAAGUGGCCAUAUCUUCCCGUGGGAUUCACCCGAAGCAACAAGGAGAUUGUGCGCACCAUGAACGCCAUACAGCCAAUGCUGCAGAGUGCCUUCCACUGCAAGUCAAGGGGUGGCUCGGGCUCCAAAGAUGCCAGUUCGUAUAACACGGUGAGUGGACCGCUCACUUGGCGGCAGUUCCAUCGACUGGCAGGCCGUGCAUCCGGACAAUGUGAGCCACAACCAAUACCCUCUGUUGUGGUUGGUUACGAGAAGGAUUGGAUCUCGGUGGCACCGCACUCCAUCCACUACUGGGAUAAGUUUCUCCUGGAACCGUACUCCUAUGCUAGGGAUGUGGUCUACAUGGUGGUGUGUCCGGAUAACGAGCAUGUUGCGGGUUGUACACGCAGCUAUUUCCGUGAGUUAAGUAGCACCUAUGAGAUGUGCAAGCUUGGCAAACACACGCCGAUUCGCGGAUGGGAAGGGAUCCUGCAAGUGGGAGCUUCUCGCAAUAUUCCUACGGAUCGUGAAGUCACUCCAUUGGACGACUGGUUGCGUACUCUUGAGCAUACUGCUCUGGCCGAACAAAUCCGUCGUUAUGCAGUAGCUUUUAUUCACCAGUUGGCUCCUUAUUUGAGUCGAGUGCCUAAUGAUAAAACGCUGCUGAAUCCACCGGACGGUUCUGGAAACUCAAACUCCAAGGGAUGCGGAACUUCCUCCUCAAACACCCUAUCAUCCACUGGCUUACCUGGCGGCGAUUUGCCUACGGAUAAUAUCAAGCUGGAACCGGGUACCGAACCUCCAGUUCAGCCGAUGGAAACCAACGAAAUAAAGCAGGAAGCAGGGACGGGAAAAGGAGCCUCUGCAGCAGGGGAUAGCAAACCUGCCCUGAUCCUAGGAGAUCCCUUGGGCAUGGGCGAGACCUUGGAGGACAUCAACCCAUCAGCCAUUGUUCUUUAUGUGGUGAAUCCGUUCACUUUCGCCUCGGAUAGCUGCGAACUGGAGCGACUGGCCUUAAUUGCCCUACUGCGUUGCUAUGCGGAACUUCUGAAAGCUGUUCCCGAUUCGGUGCGAGCGCAGAUGAACAUCCAGAUUAUAUCUCUGGAAUCAGUUAUGGAACUGGGGCCCUGUGGCAAUAGAAGGCGCUUCUCCGACGAGAUCAAGUGCCUGGCUUUGAACAUUUUUUCGCAGUGCCGGCGACAUUUGGUUCACGCUCAAUCCGUAAAAAGUCUCACUGGCUUUGGAACGGCAGCCAAAAUGGAGGCCUUCCUUAAGACCAAGGACGAGCCCAAUCGCCGGGCCUACAAGAUGUACACCGCUCCCUUUGUUUUGGCGCCAAUGCACGAGAGGAAUGACAAAACGGACUUCUCCAGAUCGGCGGGCAGUAUGCAUGGCCAGAACGAACACCGAUAUUCGGUCAUGUAUUGCAAUUACUGCCUGAGCGAAGAUCAGGCUUGGCUGUUGGCUACCGCCACAGAUGAAAGGGGCGAAUUGCUGGAGAAGAUUUGCAUCAAUAUCGAUGUGCCGAAUCGUGCGAGGAGAAGGAAAGCUCCCGCUCGCUAUGUGGCACUGAAGAAACUGAUGGACUUCAUCAUGGGAAUCAUCUCGCAGACAUCGCAGAUGUGGCGUUUAGUCAUUGGUCGUAUUGGAAGGAUUGGACACAGCGAGCUGAAGUCUUGGAGUUAUUUGCUGAGCAAGCAACAGCUCCAAAAGGCAUCCAAGCAAUUUAAGGACAUGUGUAAGCAAUGUACAUUGAUGUACCCACCCACCAUUUUGAGUGCCUGUCUGGUGACCUUGGAACCGGAUGCCAAGCUACGCGUGAUGCCCGAUCAGUUUACGCCGGAUGAGCGCUUUUCACAGAUCUCCAUGCAGAAUCCGUUGGCGACGCCACAGGACGUUACCUGCACCCACAUCCUGGUCUUUCCCACCAGCGCCGUCUGUGCGCCCUUUACCCGCCAAUUCCAGAAUGAGCCGCAAGUUGAGGACGAUUUCCUUAACUUCGAAGAGGAGGGCAACGAUGACUUCAGCGAUGCGGAAAUUGGCGAUUUCUUCUGGGACCCUCACAUAGACAGAGUUUCCAAUCAUGGUAGUCCAGGACGCAUGGACGACAACCGCAGUUGGCAGAGCGCCGGUGGCAAUAACUUCAAGUGCACACCGCCUCAGGAAGUGGAGGAGGUUGGUUCGCUCAAUCAACAGCCAAUUUCAGUGGGCUACAUGGUGUCCACAGCGCCAACGGGUCGAAUGCCCGCUUGGUUCUGGUCCGCCUGUCCGCAUCUGGAAGAUGUAUGCCCCGUGUUCCUAAAGACAGCCUUACACCUCCAUGUGCCCAGUAUACAGACUGCCGACGAUAUUCUCAACUCGACCAAUGCCCAUCAGUCGGCAAACGAUCAUCCGCUGGACUCGAUUCUCACGGCGGAUGUGCUGCGCUUCGUCCUCGAGGGAUACAAUGCCCUUUCCUGGCUGGCCCUUGACUCCAAUACACACGAUCGCCUCUCCUGUCUACCCAUCAAUGUCCAGACGCUGAUGGAUCUGUACUAUCUGACGGCUGCCAUAGCCUAAGAUCCCGGGACUACAGAUUCUAGAUCUCCGAUCCCCGGAUCAAUUCAAAACUCAAUCAAUCAAACGCAGUCGCAUGCUUCCGUUUGCAGAACUUCCACUAGCUAUACCAACUUCAAUGAACAGGAGAAUAGAAAACCGAAAAGACCUUAAACAGAAUCAACACCAAGCAACCAAGAAUCGAAGUUAACAGAAUCCAAAAACACCAACAGAACAACAAGAGCAAUAGCAGCAGUUAACGCAACGCACAGAUUACUUAGCAUAAUCAACAUGAAAACAAAACAAAACAAGAGAUCACCGAUGAGAGCGGCGGAUAUAACUUUAUCGUCUACCGAUAAGUCUUGAACAGCAACAGCAUUACUAUUUAUUAAUCGUCGAGAAUUUGUAAAAGUGUCAAGUGCAAGAAUUGUUUGUUUAAUUUUAUUUUUUUAUACAUAUACAUAGGCUGGCGUUCGAUUAGUGUUUAAUAUUUAUAAAUAUACAAAAAACGAUGAGCGAAUGAGAAAUAGCGAAAAGCAAACAACAAACAACCACACACAUGUAGGCAUAUAGGUCAUAUAUACAAUAGCGGCGUGGAGAAAAGCGAGUAACAUAUUUAGGUUAAGUAACAAAGUUUGUACAUAUUUACAACAAAUUCGCCGUAAGCAGCAAGUGCAGCAACAAAGCAAAACAGAAGUGUAAUUAUACAAUUAGUAAUUAGUUUACAACAAAUUGAACGAGGAGGAGGAGGAGAUUAAGGAGGCCCUAUUUAAAUCUAAUAAAUUAAAUCAAUAAAUUGUGUAAAUUUUUGUGCAAAGCGAGAAUUAGUUUAAAUUUAAAUUAUACAAGAAAGAAGUGUAAAAACCAACCCCAAAACAACCCAAACACACGCAUUAAACACCCCCACACGAUGGAAACAAACAAAACAUAUAAAUUAACUGAAACGGUAUACUGUAAAUUGCAUAUAUAAAAACUAUAUAUAUCUGGACGCCAAGCGCAGAUGAUGAAGGACGAGUAGGAGUAAGAGGAGGACGAGGACAGGAUUUAGAAUUAGGAUGAGCGUUAGGAAGAGUUUUAAUUUCGUGUGUUUUUUUGUUGUCUCUUGUAUUCGUAUAAUCCUAGGGAAACAUUUGUACUUCACACAGAUACUGAACACACCCACAAACAAACAAACACACACACCACUCACAUAGCCAAUUUUCUAAUAAUGAAAUACUUAAACGAAAAUGUGUACAAAUUAAUAAUAAUGCUUGUAAAGAACGGGAAAGCUUUCUACACUCACCAACAACACAACAACCACAAUUGAUUUUGCACGUUGAAACGAUUUUCGCUAGGUUUAAGUUUAAAACAAAAUCAAUUAAGUAAAAAAAAGAAAACAAUUAUUAAACAAUGAAAUUAUUUUUACCUGUGUAUUUUAAUUAGCAUAAAUUGUGUAAACAACAAAACCUACGAUUACAAAGACGUUUUCUAGUAAUUAUCAACACCAACAUAAAAACACACACACACACCCCACAUGCAUAUCUUUUAAGUAGUUUCGAUUUCAUUUAGUAUUCUAUUAUUUGUGUAAUAAACCGAACUUAUUUGCAAACCUAAUUUUUCAUUAUUUCAUUUCAUUGCCCUAUCCUAUCGCUCAGAUCUCCCCGAUCCCCCGUAGAUCAUCCAUAUCUAUAUAUCACGCAAGUGCACGCUGUAAAUAAGGAACCGCUUACAAUCAUUUUCUAGAGAUCGAUAUUUAUUGUGCUUGCCGAGUUUUUCCUAGCUAAGGUUUCAGUUGCCACACACUCUCUCAUUCAUUUCCCGGGAAAUCGAAGACCCGGGCGCCAAUAAAAGCAAAUAAUUAUAGCAAUAAUUAAGUGUAAAGCACAACAAAUGUUUAACGAUUAAAGAAAAAACCAACUCGAAACAUUUACAGCAACAAUUGACAACAAGCAUUCGUAGCAAACAAAACCAAAAAAAAAAAAAAACGGAAAAAAAUAUAUAUGGAUUAAAAACCAAAAUGGGAACAGUUUUUUAAUAAACAAACUCAGUUUACGAGUUGAAAAUUUUCUAAAUAACGAUUAGCUUAAAUCUAAGGACAAACCACAAUUCACUUGGAAUGGAAGUUAAGGAAAUGCGAGCGACUACAAGUUAUACACGUUCAUUGUAAAGUUAAUUAAGGGCAAGUUUAAGGCUUGAGAACUAAUUAAAGAUUAAAAAAAAAAGAAAAACCACAAAAAGCAAAGGAAAAUACAAACAAAAAAGUGCAUUAAGCGUUGACGAGGAAAACCAUUUACUAGCCUAGCCUAAAAGUAUGCAAUUAUUAAGUUAAAUUAGUUUCGUGGGCAUCCAAACAAUGAGAUCCCAAAAAUCCAAAAGGACGAAGGACGAGAGGAGCAAUUUGAAAUGAAGACAGACAUUUGUUUAUAAAACAAAUGAGCGCAUGUUAUAGUCACCAUACACACUAUAUAUAUAUAUCGAGAUUGGAUACGAGAACAUGAAUGUCAAAAUCUAGCUACAGAAUUGCAUAUUAUAUAUUAUAUACAAUUAAAUAUUAUAUAAUGGGCAAAAACAAAAUGUUGUUGUAGUAAAAUUACAAUUAAGUUUUGUUUUGCUACCAAGUCAGAAAAGAAACAUGAGCAAAAUCGAUGAGCAAAUAGCAAAGGUCAAAAAUGGGUCAAAUUUUAAAUGUGCAAAGCAAACACGACAAAAAAAAAACAAGAAAAACAAAUGACAAACGAAAUGCAAUUUUUUGUAAUUUCUUUACAGAUUAUAGAUUUGUUUGGCAAGCAGGCGAUAACAAAUACAAACUAAAAAAUACAUUUUUCAAAUAAAACUAACAUCAAAUUCAAAAAA
Molecule: messenger RNA, 12337 nt
Organism: Drosophila rhopaloa
Lineage: Eukaryota; Metazoa; Arthropoda; Insecta; Diptera; Drosophilidae
Gene: skd
Product: mediator of RNA polymerase II transcription subunit 13
Exons: 14
Coding region: 1205-9529 (2774 amino acids)
Biological process (GO): regulation of transcription by RNA polymerase II
Cellular component (GO): mediator complex
Molecular function (GO): transcription coregulator activity
Source: RefSeq, a predicted model, not a curated record